CGAAUGGCUUAAUUUCAUAAAGGUUUUACAUGGACCUAAUGUAAGAGUACUUUGAAAACUAAAAAUUCCAUCAUCAAUUUAAGACAAACUGUGACUGCUAAUCACGGACCAGUUUUAUUAAAGAUUGAUACUGAGAGAGAAUUACAAUAUACAAAUGAUUUAGGAUGGAAUUGGCAUAAGAGUUGGAAUAUCCCAAAUAUUUCUGUUAAAAUUUCUAUAUAGGAUGAAGAAUGUACAUAAUGGAUCAAUUGUUAAGUAUCUUAUUUAAGUCUAAUUUUAGGUUUAAUUAUUGGCAGUAAAGGUAUUGUAAAAUGAUCUCUUUGAAGAAGUUGGAUUAGAAGGGAUUACUUAAUAUGACAUUGUAGAUGGAAAAGCUUUCUUUUCGGUAUUUUUCAAAAACGAUUUUUAGGGUGUGAAAUUUAACAGUACUACCUACAAUCACUAAGGACAUAGAUUUUAAUUAUUAAUUAUACUGAAAGAGAGGGAGAACAUCAUUCUUUGUUUAUAAUCACCUCCUGUUUUUGUAGACAGUAGAAAAAGUGCUAGAGAUGAACACAGAUAAAUCUAAUACAUCUAACCAUUUGAACCUAGAUACUUAGAUCGUAACUUUUGUAAAAAAGAAAAACAUUUUAACGAUGUUAUUGAUGCUCCUAUUGAAAAUAAUGAAAAUGGAUUACAUAAUUAUUUAACAGCUCCAAAUAUAAGAAAUAAAGUAUAUAUUAUUAGAUAUCUAGAUAAAACAUCCUUUAUUUAUGGCACUUAAGUUUUCUAAAUGUUUAAACAUCUAUUAUUAAUUUAAUUUAGAAACUGAUAAUUAUCUAGUUGAAUUUUAAAAACAAUUAAUGUCAAAAUAUCAAUAAUCUCAAUACAUAAUUGUCUUUUAAUCAAAUAACAAUAGAAUUAGAAAGAAGGUAUUGUUUUUAUCCAAUUUUAGAUUGAAGACUCAUUAACUCAAUUGUUUGCAUCAAGUAAGGUAGCUGUUAUUGAAAAGAAAUAUCUUGAUGAAACUUAAUUUAAAAAACUCGAAUACACUUCAAGUGAUUAUUCAUCUGUCUUUAAUUAAUUAUAGCAAAUGAUGAAUUCCUUUUCAUAAAAUGAAUAUGUUGAAUCUUUCAAUUAAUAAUAAUUAUAAUAAUAAAUGUAAGAAGAAUAAUAAGUAUAAUAAUAAGAAAUGUAAGAAGAAUAAUAAAAAGAAUUUAAAAUUGAACAUCAAUAAUAACAAAUUGAAAAUGAUCAACAAAUUUAAAAACCCCCUAAAAUUUUAUCACAUUCAGAACGAAAAUCUGCAUUUACUAAAUAUCUUGAUAAAUUACCAACUAAAAAUUUUGAAGAAGAGAAAUAGGAAUAAUUUCAAAGAAUGGAAAAAAUCAAUAACAUUCGAGAAAUAGAAAAUUAUGAUAAAGUUUAAAAAUUAGUGAAAAUUGAGGAAGAUCUUCAUUUAAGCAGGCNUGAAAACUAAAAAUUCCAUCAUCAAUUUAAGACAAACUGUGACUGCUAAUCACGGACCAGUUUUAUUAAAGAUUGAUACUGAGAGAGAAUUACAAUAUACAAAUGAUUUAGGAUGGAAUUGGCAUAAGAGUUGGAAUAUCCCAAAUAUUUCUGUUAAAAUUUCUAUAUAGGAUGAAGAAUGUACAUAAUGGAUCAAUUGUUAAGUAUCUUAUUUAAGUCUAAUUUUAGGUUUAAUUAUUGGCAGUAAAGGUAUUGUAAAAUGAUCUCUUUGAAGAAGUUGGAUUAGAAGGGAUUACUUAAUAUGACAUUGUAGAUGGAAAAGCUUUCUUUUCGGUAUUUUUCAAAAACGAUUUUUAGGGUGUGAAAUUUAACAGUACUACCUACAAUCACUAAGGACAUAGAUUUUAAUUAUUAAUUAUACUGAAAGAGAGGGAGAACAUCAUUCUUUGUUUAUAAUCACCUCCUGUUUUUGUAGACAGUAGAAAAAGUGCUAGAGAUGAACACAGAUAAAUCUAAUACAUCUAACCAUUUGAACCUAGAUACUUAGAUCGUAACUUUUGUAAAAAAGAAAAACAUUUUAACGAUGUUAUUGAUGCUCCUAUUGAAAAUAAUGAAAAUGGAUUACAUAAUUAUUUAACAGCUCCAAAUAUAAGAAAUAAAGUAUAUAUUAUUAGAUAUCUAGAUAAAACAUCCUUUAUUUAUGGCACUUAAGUUUUCUAAAUGUUUAAACAUCUAUUAUUAAUUUAAUUUAGAAACUGAUAAUUAUCUAGUUGAAUUUUAAAAACAAUUAAUGUCAAAAUAUCAAUAAUCUCAAUACAUAAUUGUCUUUUAAUCAAAUAACAAUAGAAUUAGAAAGAAGGUAUUGUUUUUAUCCAAUUUUAGAUUGAAGACUCAUUAACUCAAUUGUUUGCAUCAAGUAAGGUAGCUGUUAUUGAAAAGAAAUAUCUUGAUGAAACUUAAUUUAAAAAACUCGAAUACACUUCAAGUGAUUAUUCAUCUGUCUUUAAUUAAUUAUAGCAAAUGAUGAAUUCCUUUUCAUAAAAUGAAUAUGUUGAAUCUUUCAAUUAAUAAUAAUUAUAAUAAUAAAUGUAAGAAGAAUAAUAAGUAUAAUAAUAAGAAAUGUAAGAAGAAUAAUAAAAAGAAUUUAAAAUUGAACAUCAAUAAUAACAAAUUGAAAAUGAUCAACAAAUUUAAAAACCCCCUAAAAUUUUAUCACAUUCAGAACGAAAAUCUGCAUUUACUAAAUAUCUUGAUAAAUUACCAACUAAAAAUUUUGAAGAAGAGAAAUAGGAAUAAUUUCAAAGAAUGGAAAAAAUCAAUAACAUUCGAGAAAUAGAAAAUUAUGAUAAAGUUUAAAAAUUAGUGAAAAUUGAGGAAGAUCUUCAUUUAAGCAGGCUUUAAUAAUAAUAAUAAUAAUAAUAAUAAUAAUAAUAAUAAUAAUAAUAAUAAUAAUAAUAAUAAUAUAACUUCUUAAAUUAAAUAAAUCCAAUAAAUCAAAAUUUUUCAAUUCUGCUUCAAUAAAAAUUAUAAGAAUAGAUUCUUCAAUAUUAUUUUAUUCAAUAGUAGUUGAUGUUACUAUAAAAGGCCCCUUCUAUGUGA
This is a messenger RNA of Paramecium sonneborni, 3048 nucleotides long. The record is from the annotation of a GenBank genome assembly. NCBI's taxonomy places the organism in Eukaryota, Ciliophora, Oligohymenophorea, Peniculida, Parameciidae.